Messenger RNA from Penicillium macrosclerotiorum, 618 nucleotides. It is a transcript of the gene rab7, whose product is annotated as Rab family GTPase YPT7. The transcript has 6 exons. The record is from RefSeq and is a predicted model, not a curated record. Gene Ontology annotation, cellular component: fungal-type vacuole membrane; vacuole; late endosome. Gene Ontology annotation, biological process: regulation of vacuole fusion, non-autophagic. Lineage: Eukaryota; Fungi; Ascomycota; Eurotiomycetes; Eurotiales; Aspergillaceae. Bases 1 to 618 code for a protein of 205 amino acids. Gene Ontology annotation, molecular function: GTP binding; GTPase activity.
AUGGCGUCUCGGAAGAAGGUCCUCCUCAAGGUUAUCAUUCUCGGUGACAGCGGCGUUGGCAAAACAAGCUUGAUGAAUCAAUAUGUCAACAAGAAAUUCAGUGGAAGUUAUAAAGCGACCAUCGGCGCCGACUUCCUGACCAAGGAAGUUCUAGUGGAUGACCGACUGGUGACGAUGCAGAUCUGGGACACUGCGGGUCAGGAGCGAUUUCAAUCAUUGGGCGUUGCCUUCUACCGAGGAGCUGAUUGCUGUGUCUUGGUCUACGACGUGAACAACUCCAAGAGUUUCGAGGCUCUUGACAGCUGGCGGGAUGAAUUUUUGAUUCAGGCGAGCCCGCGUGAUCCUGAGAGCUUUCCUUUUGUGGUCAUUGGUAACAAGAUCGAUGUGGAAGAAAACAAGCGGAUGAUCUCUUCGAAACGAGCAAUGACAUUCUGUCAGUCCAAGGGCAAUAUUCCUUACUUCGAGACCAGUGCUAAGGAGGCAGUCAAUGUCGAGCAAGCAUUCGAAGUGAUUGCCCGGAGUGCGCUCGCACAGGAGGAAGCGGAGGAGUUUAGUGGCGAAUUCAGUGACCCGAUCAACAUCCAUCUGGACAAUGAGCGUGAUGGCUGUGCCUGUUGA